Messenger RNA from Aedes albopictus (Asian tiger mosquito), 1901 nucleotides. RefSeq lists its product as uncharacterized. NCBI's taxonomy places the organism in Eukaryota, Metazoa, Arthropoda, Insecta, Diptera, Culicidae. Gene Ontology annotation, molecular function: GTP binding. Bases 385 to 1860 code for a protein of 491 amino acids. The record is from RefSeq and is a predicted model, not a curated record. The transcript has 3 exons.
GAUGAUUGUAAGAACGAUAAGUGUUACAUAUGUGUUGUCUCGCGUGUCGCGUCUUGUGAAUGUCGUGUACCUAGUUCUUACGUUAGCAGAAAAAAAACAAUAAGUGUUGACAUGCUGCAUUCUUCUCGUUCACAUUCGUCGUACCAGUCGUUUUAGUGAUUCGGUGUUGCGAUGCUUAGUGCUGUAGCAGAAGUACUACCAAUGGUGGAUCGGAUGACCCUCCACCCAUCUUAAAAUGUAGCUGCGCCACGCUACUCUUUCGUUGAUUUUUCUGCAGUGGAAUUGAUUAGGUACGGCAGGUUCUUUGCAUUUCUUCACUUUUAUUAAAACAGGAGAAACACACUACACAUCAUAAAAAUAUCUUCACCGUAAAUCGUAUUCGUCAUGGAAACCCCUAAUCCGCAAUUGUCCUGCAAGCAAGAUCUUCACAAGGAAUACAAUAUCAUUCUGUUUGGCGAAACCGGCUCAGGCAAAUCAACUUUGAUAAACUAUCUGACGAAUUAUUUCCAUAACGGUACACUCGAGAAUUUGAAAAUUGCAAUUCCUACGAAACAUUAUGAGGCAACCGAGGGUCUACAGCACCACGAUGACAACGUUCAGGAUUCUUCAAAUGGUCAAACUAGAACCUGUGCUGUAUAUAAUUUCAGAAGAGAGGGCACGAUAUUCAACUUUAUAGACACUCCAGGGCUCAGCGAUAGCAGAGGAGCGGCUCAGGAUGACUUCAAUAUUCAGCAAAUUAUGGGAGCUGCGGAGCAGAGUGGCGUGUUAACUGCAAUUAUCCUCGUUAUAAAUGGAACGCAGACCCGAGCCACAGUAACACUACGCAACACAUUGAGUCUGUUGAGAAGCUCAAUACCGGAUGUCUUUCAGCAGAAUCUCGUUGUUGUUCUAACAAAUUGUUCUGCUGUUACCGCCAACUUCGAUCUGUCGCAUUUGGAACCUUGGACUAUUGCUGAGGCGAACGUUUUCCACAUGAAUAACUGUGCCCUCAGUAGACCAGUAUCACAAUGGAUACACAACGAGCGUAUGAAGAAAAAUAUGGAACAUGAAUGGCAAUACUCAAUGGAAACUAUAGAAGAAUUGAACCAGCUCUUAACGAAGCUUGGUGGCAAAGCGACCGAGGCUUUCAAACAAAUGCGCAUCAACAAAAACAUAAUAAAAUCGCAGCUACAUGGCAUUUUAUUGGAGGUGAAGAAGAUCCAAGAUCUUCAAAAUGAACUAGAUAUUAUGAAAACCACACAGCAAAAUGUAACCGCCGACAUCAAACAAUAUUCCGACUACAAGCGAACAAAGCAAGUGGAAUACUCGGAAUUGGAACGUGGUAUUUUUGUCAGGAAAUUCUGCAUUGUAUGCUUGACGCCAUGCCAGGACGAACCCUCAUCGUUCUCAUUGCCCCACACAAUACCAUUUUAUAGAGACGUUACUAACCUUGUAGAAUAUAUCUUCAAGGGGAAAUGUCGCUGCGGCCAUACACCGUUUAGUCAUUACGAUUGCAAACUUCAGUCAGUUAAGAAAAUACGAACCGUCGAAGAAAUUGUUCAAGAUGUGAAGAAAAUCUAUGAUAAUAGCGUGAGCAAAAACAAGGCAAUAGAGUCUAAAAUUGGCAGCCUGGACACCGACAUCGCUGUACUGAGAUAUGUUUUUGAUAUAAAAGAAGCCGAAAUACGGAAAUGUUAUCAUGAGCUCAAGAAGCUCUGCUCGCAGUUUAACUUUGUGCACGAGGUCCAGGGCAUCAUGGACGACAUGGAGAGAGAUGCCCGUACGCUUACUUCCAUCGCGGCAAGGACUGAUGCUGAGAACAGAAUUAGAAGCAUCACAAAGUUGGUCGAUACGCUGUCAAAGGCUGAGAUGAGUGACUAGAACGCAAAGAAUAACGCAAUAAAGUAUCUAUUUUCGCUCCA